AGCUGACCAUUGCCCGGCUUCCCUUGGCUAUGGACACCCCUGKCUAUCCUUCACUGGUGCCCACGACCUCGGACCCGGGGAACACCUCCUUGUCCUGGCUCCUGGAUGUCACUGCGGGCAACGCCUCCUYGGGCCCUGGCCCUGCAGGGCUGGCCGUCAGCGGUGUUUUGAUCCCUCUGGUCUACCUGGUGGUGUGCGUGGUGGGGCUACUGGGCAACUCGCUGGUCAUCUACGUGGUCCUGCGGCACACGGCCAGCCCGUCGGUCACCAGCGUCUACAUCCUCAACCUGGCACUGGCUGACGAGCUCUUCAUGCUGGGGCUGCCCUUCCUGGCCGCCCAGAACGCCCUGUCCUACUGGCCCUUUGGUUCCUUCAUGUGCCGCCUGGUCAUGGCGGUGGACGGCAUCAACCAGUUCACCAGCAUCUUCUGCCUCACKGUCAUGAGCGUGGACCGCUACCUGGCCGUGGUGCACCCCGCGCGCUCCGCCCGCUGGCGCACAGCGCCCGUGGCGCGCACGGUCAGCGCGGCCGUCUGGGUGGCCUCGGCCGUGGUGGUGCUGCCCGUGGUGGUCUUUUCGGGCGUGCCGCGGGGCAUGAGCACCUGCCACAUGCAGUGGCCSGAGCCGGCGGCCGCCUGGCGGGCGGGCUUCAUCAUCUACACGGCGGCGCUCGGCUUCUUCGGGCCGCUGCUGGUCAUCUGCCUGUGCUACCUGCUCAUCGUGGUGAAGGUGCGCUCGGCGGCGCGCAGGGUGCGGGCGCCCUCGUGCCCGCGGCUGCAGGCGCCCUCGUGCCCGCGGCGGCGGCGCUCGGAGCGCAGGGUCACGCGCAUGGUGGUGGCGGUAGUGGCGCUCUUCGUCCUCUGCUGGAUGCCCUUCUACGUGCUCAACAUCGUCAACGUGCUGUGCCCGCUGCCCGAGGAGCCCGCCUUCUUCGGCUUGUACUUCCUGGUGGUGGCGCUGCCCUAUGCCAACAGCUGUGCCAACCCCAUCCUCUACGGCUUCCUCUCCUACCGCUUCAAGCAGGGCUUCCGCAGGGUCCUGCUGCGGCCGUCCCGCAGAGUGCGGAGCCAGGAGCCCGCCGGCCCCGAGAAGACGGAGGAGGACGAGGAGGAGGAGGGAGAGGAGGGCGGGGAGGAGGAGGAGCGGGGAGGGAGGAAAGGCCAGGAGAUGAACGGCAGGGUCAACCAGGUGGCGAAGCCCGGCACCAGCAGGCAGGAGCAGCUGCCCGGCAGAGCGGCCAGCAAGGAGCAGCAGUUCCUGCCCCAGGAGCCCUCGGUGGGGGAGAAGUCUAGUACCCCACACAUCAGCUACCUGUAAGG
Messenger RNA from Urocitellus parryii (Arctic ground squirrel), 1318 nucleotides. It is a transcript of the gene Sstr3, whose product is annotated as somatostatin receptor 3. Gene Ontology annotation, biological process: neuropeptide signaling pathway. NCBI's taxonomy places the organism in Eukaryota, Metazoa, Chordata, Mammalia, Rodentia, Sciuridae. Gene Ontology annotation, molecular function: somatostatin receptor activity; neuropeptide binding. Gene Ontology annotation, cellular component: neuron projection; plasma membrane. The record is from RefSeq and is a predicted model, not a curated record.